UUAUUUGAAUUUUUCAUUUUCAUUUUUCUUUAUUUUUUUUAAAAAAAAUUUGAUAAAAUUUUGGCUACUUUAAAUUCCUUUCUGCCCAUUUAAGAAUGGGAAAUGGCAGAUUACCAAUCAUCCUUUCCCCUCUAAAGGAAACAACCAUCAUUGCUCCCAACAAUCCUUUUCAACCUUUGAAACCUGAGCUUGCUUCUAAGAUAUUCCCCUUCAUCAUCAAUUCAAUUCCCUUCUUUUAAUUCCAAUUUAAUUUUUUUCCCCCAUAAAAAUAAAAAUUUAAUCUUUUUUUCCACAAUUUAAAUACCCCCUUCUUUACACCCCUUUUUCCUUCCUCUCCUUCAUUCACUCCUCCACCCUAAACUUCAAAAUCUUUCCUCUGUUUUUCUUUUUUUAAAGAAUUUUCCUCUGUUUUUUUUUGUUGAGUAAAUAAUGGAUCCAAGUUCCUCUGUUAAUGGGUUUUACAGCUUCUUAACAAGAGGAAUAGAUGAUCUAGAAAGAGUAUUCCUUUCAAACAAUUUCAUGUCAAUCCAAUUUCUACAAAGAACUCUUUCUCUCCUUCGAUCAUUUCAUUCCCAAUUAACACUUCUUGUCCAAAAACUCCAACUCCCUGUUGGAGACAAAUGGCUUGAUGAAUACAUGGAUGAAAGCUCUAAACUUUGGGAAGCUUGUCAUAUCCUUAAAUCUGGAAUUUCUACCAUGGAGAAUUACUACUCUUCUGGCCUCAACAUCGCUUCGUCUCUCGACUCCCAUCGCCAUAUCACUCCUCAGCUUUCUCGACAGGUGAUUCGGGGACUAUCAGGGUGUAGAAGGGAAGCAAUAGGAAUGGAAGAGGAAAACAGAGCAUUAGUGGAGACAAGAAUCCAAGCAUUAUCCCUUCGAUUCGACGAAAAAGUAUCAAUCGAAUCGAAAUUGAACGGUUUCAACGGUUUCAGAGGUGUUCUAUAUGCUAUGAGGAAUGUGAGUUCUUUACUGCUAAUGAUCCUUGUAUGUGGAUUAGUGUACUGUUGGCCAGAAUCCAACUUUCUGAGAGGAGGAUAUGAAGGGUGUGUGAUAUUUGGAUCAGCAUUUAUGGUAUCAACAGCAAGGUUACAGCAAAGGAUGGCUGCACAGAUCAAUCAGAUCAAUGGAGGGAGACCUGGUGUUUUGUUGUACGAGUUUCGAAGAUCGAAGGCGGCCAUGGAAGAGCUUAGGGCUGAGUUGGAGAGGAAAGGUGGUGAGAGAUUGGAGUGGGAAUCUGAGGUUGGGAUUAGGGACAGAGUUGAGAAUUUGAAGGGUUGUUUUGGGGUUUUUAGAUCUGGUGCUGAUAAUAUUAUCACACAACUUGAUGAUUUCUUUGAUGAAAUUGUUGAAGGGAGGAAGAAACUUUUGGACUUUUGCAGCCACAGUCACAGGUAAAUUUUUAUUUAAUAAUAUUAUUCCUCCAAACACUAAGUGUGUGUGAAAGAGUGAGUGAAUGAGUUGGAUGGAUGGAUGGAUGGAUGGAUCAUGGACGGAAUCUAUGUUACUCUGACUCGGGUAUUACUACUCAAACUCGUGGUACGAGUGUCGGAUACGGGUAUGGAAUUGACACAGAGAAAAAGAAAGCAACACAAAACAGAAGAUUGAAGAGGAUGACACACAGGAACAUAAACAAAAACAAAAAAAAAAAAAAAAAAAAAAAGAAAAAGAAAAAAGGAAGUUAAUUAGAUGAUCAACCAUAAAAAAGAAGGUGGUUGUGGUUGUGGUUGUGGUUGUUGUUGUUGGGUAAGGCCUUUUUUCCCCACAUUUUGCUCUUCUUGGUUCCCUUUGUGCACUUCUUUUUUGCCCAAAUCCCAUUAACAACAACAACAACACAGAUGAAUCAAGGAGGGUGUGUUUUUUCCCAGAAAGCCCUUAGAUAAAGGGACUUUUUAAUUUUUCCUUUUUAAUUUUCUUAUUUUUAUUAGAUGGGAAUAUUAUUAGCUAGAAAUGUAGUAGAAUUAGUAGUAAUUUCUCCAGUUUUUUUUGUUUGUUUUACUUUUCAUCUACUAGUAUAUGAUUCCAUACUGCUGUAAUCAAUCAUUUUCAAUGUAGAGGAGUUUCAAUGUAAUCUA
Molecule: messenger RNA, 2072 nt
Organism: Spinacia oleracea (spinach)
Lineage: Eukaryota; Viridiplantae; Streptophyta; Magnoliopsida; Caryophyllales; Amaranthaceae
Exons: 2
Coding region: 430-1395 (321 amino acids)
Source: RefSeq, a predicted model, not a curated record